Messenger RNA from Penicillium salamii, 1275 nucleotides. The record is from the annotation of a GenBank genome assembly. Lineage: Eukaryota; Fungi; Ascomycota; Eurotiomycetes; Eurotiales; Aspergillaceae.
AUGGCGCAAUACUUCUUCGACCUCUUAUACAAUUUCACGGAUUGCAUGUGCUGCUUUCCUAGCUCUCCACAGCUAAAGAUCAACAAUCGAAGUUUCAAGCUCCUGCGACUACUCGGCGAGGGCGGAUUUUCCUACGUCUACCUGGUCCAAGACAAAUCCACCUCCGAGUUAUUCGCCUUAAAAAAGAUUCGCUGUCCAUUCGGCCAGGAAUCCGUAUCGCAAGCUUUGAAGGAAGUGGAAGCCUAUAACCUAUUCAACUCCCAAUCGAACAUCAUCCACUCGAUCGACCACUGCGUCUCCACAGAAUCCGGCUCCAAGUUCCGAUCGGACGGCGGCGAUCCAGGGUCUAAGACCGUCUACAUCCUCCUCCCAUACUACCAGCGCGGCAACUUGCAAGAUGCCAUCAAUGCAAACCUGGUCAACCAUACCAAGUUCCCGGAGAAGCGGCUGAUGGUGUUGAUUCUGGGUGUCGCGGAUGCACUUCGCGCGAUGCACCAGUACCGCGUUAAGAGUGGGGCGUCAUCAACCCGCAAGGCUAAGGGUGUAAGGAGGGAAGGCGAGGAGGCAGAUGCCGAACGGACAAUGCAAAUGAAACCAAAACGGCGGGCAAGUCAGCGUGCGGAUGAUGAUGACGAGGAGAAUGAACCUCUCAUGGAUGAUGAAGUCACUCGUAGUCAGGAGGGUGUAGAGGAUGGAGACCUGCGUCCCUAUGCGCACCGAGACGUGAAGCCCGGUAACAUCAUGAUUGCGGACAAUGGCCAGACUCCCAUUUUGAUGGAUCUGGGCUCAUUGGCGCCUAGCCCCAUCGCUAUUACCUCUCGUUCACUCGCGUUGGCAGUCCAAGAUACUGCGGCUGAACACUCGACGAUGCCAUACCGCGCACCUGAGCUCUUCGAUGUGAAGACCGGAUCUAUCAUCGAUACCAAGGUGGAUGUGUGGUCACUUGGUUGUACCCUGUACGCCUGCCUGGUCGGCAAGAGUCCCUUUGAGGCACGCAGCGAAGAAACCGGUGGUAGCUUGAGCAUGUGUGUUCUCGGUGGUGACUGGCGCUUCCCCGAUGAGAAGUCCGGCGCUUCCAAAGGGAAGGCCAAGUCUGGCGAAGGUGAAAGUGCCAAGAGUGAUGAGCCGGCUAUCAGCGAGGCUGUCAAGGAUGUUGUUCGCAAGUGUCUCACUGUGGAACCCUCUGAGCGACCCGACAUUGGGGAAUUGAUGGAGCUCAUGAAGGGUGUUAUUGCGCAAAUGCCCGAGGAUGACGGCGCAGGUCCUUCUCACUAG